AUGCUUCAGGAGUACGAUGAGCUGGGAAGACUUCAGAGAACAUGCAAUGGUGAAAUAGCAGUCAACAAAUGCGAAGGAUCCUGCAAGAGCCAGGUGCAACCAUCUGUUAUCACACCUACAGGAUUUUUAAAGGAAUGCUACUGUUGUAGAGAGAGCUUCUUGAGGGAAAGAAUAGUCACCUUAUCCCACUGUUACGAUCCAGACGGUGUCAGACUAACAGCAGAAGGAAAUAACGCUAUGGACGUCAAACUUAGAGAACCGUCCGAAUGCAAGUGUUUCAAAUGCGGCGAUUUUAGCCGAUAA
Diabrotica balteata is the source of this 303-nucleotide messenger RNA. The record is from the annotation of a GenBank genome assembly. NCBI's taxonomy places the organism in Eukaryota, Metazoa, Arthropoda, Insecta, Coleoptera, Chrysomelidae.